GUUUAUUGCUCAUAAUUUUUUUCCUUUUCUUCUUUGACAGUCUCUUGAGAAUAAAAAGCGCUUGCUUCACUCACAACAAUACCCCGAUACACUCGCUGCUAGGCCCCUAUAACUGCAAACCUAGUGCCCCCCACGCAAGUCCGUCUAGUUGCAUUCCACCUUGUUUGCCUUCACUUAGCUUUCUGUUGCUGCUACCAACACCGUUUCAUCGCCGGCUGGCGUGAUUUGCCUCACAACUUGCAUUGCACACCGUGGUGUUGUCUUGUCCUCCAAAAGGUGCUCAUGGCAUCGUGAUCGACAACAACCUCCCGUCGUAUUCGACAUACACCUUUCACUACCACCUCUCGCCAUGUCGGAACAUGGCAACACGUCUGAGACGGUAGCCUCUCAUGGCCAUGUCUCGGGCCAGUCAAACAGCCCAAUGUCGGCUCCAGCACAUGCUCUGUCUAGCCAAGAAGUUGUCAAGGAGCUGCACGCUGAUACUGCAACGGGCUUGUCUGUUCAAGAAGCAGCGAGCCGUCUAGCAACAGCUGGGCACAAUGAACUCGACAAGAAGAAGGGCGUCCAGCCCAUCAAGAUCUUUGUCGAACAAAUCUUCAAUGCCAUGACUCUGGUGCUUCUGCUUGCUCUUGGUGCCAGCUUUGGUAUCCAAGCUUGGAUUGAGGGUGGCAUUCUUGCCGGCAUCAUUGUUUUGAACAUCUUCAUCGGCUUCUUCCAGACGCUUCAAGCCGAAAGGACAAUCGACUCACUUCGUACACUGGGAUUCCCUACAUGCAACGUCUUCCGUGACGGGACUACCAUCAACAUUCAGACAGCGGAUAUAGUGCCGGGAGACAUUGUGGACCUCAACACUGGAGACUCAGUCCCCGCCGAUAUCCGUCUUCUUGAGGCCGUCAACCUUGAAGCAGAUGAGGCUCUCCUUACGGGAGAAUCUGCUCCUGUAUCAAAGAGUCCGGGCAUGACCUUUGCAGAGGACACUGGCCCAGGUGAUCGUCUCAAUGUCGUCUUCAGCUCUACUACCAUCACUAAAGGCCGUGGCCGUGGUGUUGUUUUUGCAACAGGCAUGUUUACGGAAAUAGGACUUAUUGCCAAGGCUCUGCAGGAUACAGGCAAGAAGCCCGCUGGUUCCAAGUCUGACUCCGUCUUCAUGAAACUAUGGCGUCCCAUUAAGGAAUGGGGAGGCGAAUUUCUUGGCCUCACUAUUGGAACACCGCUCCAGAAGAAGCUCUCGCAGCUCUUCUUGUGCCUGUUUGCUUUUGCCAUCGUCUGCGCAAUUAUUGUAUUGGCUGCGAACAAGUUUGACACUCAUACCGAUGUUAUUCUCUACGCUGUCACCACCGCUAUUGGAACCAUCCCUGUAUCCCUACUCUUAGUUCUGACCGUCACCAUGGCUGCAGGUACUAAGAAGAUGCUGGAACGCCAUGUAAUUGUCAGAAACCUAUCCAGUCUCGAAGCUCUUGGUGGUGUCACAAAUGUCUGCUCCGACAAGACAGGCACCAUUACACAGGGACGAAUGAUUGUGCGAAGUGCUUGGAUCCCGACCCACGGCACGUACUCAGUACAGACUACAAAUGAUGUCUACAACCCACAUGCUGGGACCGUCUCUUUUGAUGCUGCCGACCCCAAGGAUUUGGCAGAUGUCAAUGAAAAGCACGAAGCUGCCGUUGUUUCGCCCGUUGACGAAGCUGCGGCCCACGAAAAGCUACAGCGAUAUCUCAACAUUGCAGCAUUGGCAAAUCUGGCAACGCUUGAGCAGAACGCCGAAGAUGAUGCAAACCCUGGAGACUGGACAGCCCGUGGAGCUCCAACAGAAAUUGCUGUAGAAGUCUUUGCGGCUCGAUUUGGAUGGGGUAGAAGUGCUCUUACACAGGAUCCCAAACCACGCUGGACCCAUGUAAACGAAUUUCCAUUUGACUCAGACGUCAAAAAGAUGUCUGUACUGUUCAAUGACUCUGAUGGAAAGACCUACGUCUUUACCAAGGGCGCUGUUGAAAGGGUCAUUCCAUCUUGUAAAUACAUGACCUCCGCAACAGGCAUCGAACUAUUCACGGACGAUCACGAAAAGACUAUUCUCCAGAAUAUGGAAUCAUUGGCUAGCAAAGGCCUGCGUGUUCUUGCUCUUGCCCACAAGGUCAACCCCGAAGCACUGUCUGUUGGGAGCUUUGACCAUGGCAAGCCGCCCAAGCGUGAUGCAUUUGAAUGUGAUCUGACCUUUUGCGGACUCAUUGGCAUAUAUGACCCUCCUCGUCCAGAGUCUGAACCAAGUGUUCGAGCCUUCCAUGGCGCUGGUAUCGUCGUGCAUAUGCUUACUGGUGAUCAUCCGCAAACUGCCCGCGCCAUUGCACAGGAGGUUAGCAUUCUGCCACCCGAGGAAGACAUGCGCAAGCUUUCAGCAGCCGUCACUGCCUCUAUGAUGAUGGCCGCACACGAAUUCGAUGCGCUCACAGACGACCAAAUCGACGCUCUGCCUGAUCUUCCCCUUGUCGUUGCACGCUGUGCUCCAAGCACAAAGGUGCGAAUGAUCAAAGCGCUACACCGAAGAAAUCGAUACGUCGCCAUGACUGGUGAUGGUGUCAACGAUAGCCCCAGCUUGAAGCGUGCUGAUAUUGGCAUUGCCAUGGGCUCCGGCUCAGACGUGGCCAAGGAAUCAUCUGACAUCGUCUUGACUGAUGACAACUUUGCGUCUAUUCUUAAUGCUAUUGAGGAAGGUCGUCGCAUCUUUGAUAACAUUCAAAAGUUCAUUCUUCAUGUGCUUGCUGCCAAUAUUGGCUUUGUUAUUGCCCUCCUAACUGGUCUGGCAUUCAAGGAUAAGACGGGAGUGUCUAUCUUCCAACUGACGCCGGUAGAAAUCCUGUGGAUGCUGCUCGGCACUGGUGCAUUCUGCGAGACUGGUUUGGGAUUCGAAAAAGCCGUCCCUGAUAUUCUCAACCGCCCUCCUCAUAACCUUAAAUACGGCGUCUUCACUCCCGAAUUCAUGCUCGACAUGAUUGUGUACGGCUUUUUAAUGGCCGGCUGCGUUCUGGGCUCCUUCACGACUGUCAUCUUCGGAUUUGACGAUGGCAACUUUGGUGUCGAAUGCAACAACCGCUAUUCAGCAGAGUGCGACGCUGUCUUCCGCGCCCGAGCCACUUGCUACACCACCAUGACAUGGAUCUUCCUUCUAUUCUCGUGGGAGCUAAUUGACUUCCGUCGAUCAUUCUUUUAUAUGCCUCGAGGAAUCAAAGCUUGGUUUGGACAUCUUUGGGGCAACCAGUUUCUGUUCUUCGCCAUUACGGUUGUCUUCUUCAUCGUCUUCCCUACUCUCUACAUUCCCGGCCUCAACCACAUCGUCUUUUUACACACUGGCAUCAGCUGGGAAUGGGCCGUUGUCUUUAUUGCCGUUGGCAUCUGGAUUCUGGGUGCCGAGGCCUGGAAAUGGGCCAAGAGAGUCUACUUCCGCAGAACCUCACCUCAGCCUGAUAAACGCUCUGGACGAGACAUGGCUUAGGCUCUUUUUGAAUGGCAUGCGUACAUUUGAAUACAUACAUAAUAACGGCCACUAGGGCUAUUGUGUUUACUCCAUGUUGGCCUAUCCCUUUUAGAUUAGAGAGGCCGGAAAUUGUUCACUGCAUAUUUGCAUAUUAUUUUGUUCUAAUGUGGCUAGAGUAGAUAUAGACAAAAAAAUGUAAAUGAUAUAAUGCUUCGCUUUUGGGGGAAUCAAGGGGAGAGGAGCCAGAUUGUAUCUACUCUCGUCAAACAAUUAAAAAGUUGAGGUUAGGGUCUUUCAAGGCCUGGAGCCAAUUCCUUGCGCCGCUGUCCUUGGUAUCCAUGCCCCAUAUGACGGGAAGGGCUUCCAUCGCCGUAUAAAGGAAUCCCCAGGGACACGAUACGACCAGCCUUUGCAGACGGUUCAUGAUCCAAUCUUGGCGCGGUUGACCGUAAGCCUCUGCGCCUGCUAUAAAGGUUGGCCAUGUCGUGGCCUUGAAGUUGGGAUCGUGGUCUGGAAUCUUAUCCAGGUGACUAAAGAUGUCUUGCCCAAGCUGUUCUCGCAGCUCAGGGCCUACGACCUGUCCAAGCGAUGGGACAGCCUGUAAGAUAUACAAGCAUAGCGCAACCCGAUGGGCAGACCCAGCAUGAAUUCGACUGACGAUGGGAACAUCCUUUAGGGAUGGGAUAUUAAGAACGUCGCUAGCCCAUGCAAUCACAUCGAAACUCUGAGCACGCUGCAGCAGCUCCAGGCCAGCUUUGGAUGUCUCUUCACUCUGGUUCUCCUCCGGUGGUAAGUUGGCGAGUUCACUGGCGGCGUGGAGAAUUUGUAGAAUCUCUGGCGGGCAGCAGAAGUAGCUGUUAUGAGCGGCUCGGCCAAGGAUUUGGGGAAUCUUUUCGGGCUCAAUCUUGAACUUGAGAUGCAUUUGUUGAGCGACAGGCAUGAAGGCAGAGGCAAGAAUAAAGUAGCU
[Torrubiella] hemipterigena is the source of this 4436-nucleotide messenger RNA. The record is from the annotation of a GenBank genome assembly. Lineage: Eukaryota; Fungi; Ascomycota; Sordariomycetes; Hypocreales; Clavicipitaceae.